Schizosaccharomyces osmophilus is the source of this 783-nucleotide messenger RNA. RefSeq names its product chalcone related protein family. The record is from RefSeq and is a predicted model, not a curated record. Gene Ontology annotation, molecular function: intramolecular lyase activity. Bases 1 to 783 code for a protein of 260 amino acids. The transcript has a single exon. Lineage: Eukaryota; Fungi; Ascomycota; Schizosaccharomycetes; Schizosaccharomycetales; Schizosaccharomycetaceae.
AUGUUUGGACCUUAUGCAUUUUCGUUUAAAUUUUGUCAAAACUGGAUUUGGAAGCGGCCAGCGGUUAUGGCCUUGACUUCUAUUGCUGCGGUUGGAACAGCAAUGAAAACUCAAAAAGUACAAUGUGAAAGCUUUGUGGAAAAAUUGGCAACUCUUGCUGAUGAAUACAAUUUAACAAAGGAUGACAGCCGUAAAAGCAUGUUUUUACUUGGAUCGGGACCAAGGUAUGUUUCAUUUUUGGGGAUUUACGUUUAUGAUGUUGAGCUUUAUGUUCGGAAACAAGAUUUUCGUUCCAUUCAGAAAGUCCUGAAUGAGCAUGUGGACCACAAUAUGGGAGUGGAAAUGAGCUUGAAGGAAGCUCAACUCGGAAGCCGUAUCAUUGAAGAACUCUUAAAACGGAAAAUCCAAUAUGCAGUUCGAAUUUUGCCUGCACGAAAUACCAACUUUAAGCAUUUAAAGGGUGGAUUUACAAAAGCGAUGCUUUUGCGCCAAAAUCACAAUGACGAACGUGAAGAGCGUAUGAUUCAAAGCUUCCGAAACACAUUCCCUGGAACCGGAACUUGUCUUCGAUCCACCAAUCUCUCCAUCACCUUGACGGAUAAAGAAAAAUUGCUAUUUGAACACGAAGAUCGUGAGAUUGGCAGCAUGCAGGAUGAAGGGCUGAAACUUUCCAAUCUGUUUCUUCAAUCGUACCUUGUUGGAAACAAGGUAAACAGUGAACAAGCGCGUCAAUCUAUUUGUAUGAGUUUACGACGAAUCAUGGAUGGUUCUUUGAAUGCCUAA